UUCGCUUCCGCCCGAGCGGGCCCCGCCGCCGCCGAGCAUGGACGACCCCGACUGCGACUCCACCUGGGAAGACGACGCGGAGGACGCGGGGGACGCGGAGGACGCGGGGGACGCGGACGAGGACGCGGACGAGCUCCGGGCGGCCCGGCCCGGCGCGCAGCAGUCCAGGGCACUGCGGCCCCGCAACUGGCGAGCCAUGCAGGACAUGUGCAGGUACCGGCGCCACUACCCGGGUUUGGUAGAGCGAGACUGCAAUGGUGACAUGCCCAACCUGAGCUUCUACAAGAACGAGAUCUGCUUCCUGCCCAACGGCUGCUUGAUCGAGGAGUUUCUUCAGCAGUGGAGGAGCCGCUACAGCCGGCUGGAGGACAACCACUCCUACAUCCAGUGGCUGUUUCCUCUGCGGGAAGCAGGAGUGAACUGGCACGCGAAGCCCCUCACGCUCAGGGAGGUGGAGGCAUUUAAAAGCUCCAAGGAGGUCAGGGAGCGGCUCGUGCGCGCCUACGAACUCAUGCUGGACUUCUACGGGAUCCAGCUGCAGGACCGGGACACGGGCGCCGUCUGCCGGGCGCACAACUACCAGAAGCGCUUCCAGAACCUGAACUGGCACAGCCACAACAACCUGCGCAUCACGCGCAUCCUCAAGUCGCUGGGCGAGCUGGGCCUGGAGCAGUACCAGGCGCCGCUGGCGCGCUUCUUCCUGGAGGAGACGCUGGUGCGCCACGAGCUGCCCGCCGUGCGCCAGAGCGCCCUGGACUACUUCGUGUUCGCCGUGCGCUGCCGGCGCCAGCGCCGCGAGCUCCUGCGCUUCGCCUGGGAGCACUUCCGGCCGCGCUGCCAGUUCGUCUGGGGCCCGCACGACAAGCUCCGCAGGCUCAGGCCUCUCCCUGCGCCGCCGCCGCCGCGGGCGGGCCCCGGGCAGGCAGAGGGAGGCCAGAGCCCCGAGGCCAGCGCCCAGGGCCGGACCUGCGGGCCGGACCGGACAGGGGCGGGGGACAGGGAGGCCGAGAGUCCCCCGGGCGCCAGCACCCUGGAGAGGGAGCCUGAAGCCGAGGCCGGGGACUGCGGGGAGGACCAGCCCGAGCCCCCCAGCCCCAAAGAGACCAAGAAGAGGAAGUUGGAAGCCAACCGGCAGGAGCGGACCCUGGAGGAGCCAGGCCCGCAGGGUGCCUCCGACGUGGAGAAGAUCGCCCAGAACCUGGAGGGCUGCGCGCUCAGCCAGGGCGGCCAGGAGCCGGGGGACACUGAGCAGCCCCGCCCAGGGCCCCCAGGCGCGAGGGCUGCUGAGACCAGGAAGCGCAGGAAGGUGGACAGAGGCGCCGGGGGCUCCCAGGCGCCUGCCCCAGCUGCGCCCUCCGACCCGCAGGAGCGCCCUGGUGCCGGAGCCGAGGCGGAGGAGCCGGAGGGGCCGGAGGAGCUGGAGGAGGGAGCCCAAGGCUGCCUGUCGGAGGGCUCCAGCCAGGGCACGGCGAGAGACACCGGGCAGGACAGGGCUGGGGCAGGGGAACCCGCGGAGCCAUGAGGAGUGGGCCCAGCAGCAGGAGUGGAAGCGCCCGGUGGUGGCCAGGACGGAGCCGCGCUCAGGGAAGGCCACGGCCUUGGGGACGCCCCUGACCUCAGCCUCCCCCUUCUCUGCGACCCCCAUCUUUUGUGUGGACCCUCGGGGGUCGGGUGGGGUGGCCCCUGUUUUCCUACUCUGGUGCCGAGGGAGGUCUUUCCCAAAUAAACAGUUCACUCGGA
Molecule: messenger RNA, 1740 nt
Organism: Lepus europaeus (European hare)
Lineage: Eukaryota; Metazoa; Chordata; Mammalia; Lagomorpha; Leporidae
Gene: OGFR
Product: opioid growth factor receptor
Exons: 7
Coding region: 38-1522 (494 amino acids)
Cellular component (GO): membrane
Molecular function (GO): opioid growth factor receptor activity
Source: RefSeq, a predicted model, not a curated record